AUGUCCCGGGCCAAGCUGAGAAAGCGAGUAACCCCAACCCAGCCGCCCCGCCGCCCACUAACCCAGGAUGGCCUGGUGCAGCUCCUGGAGCCCCAACACAGCCCUCUGCUCCUGGGGGAUUCCCUGGGGGCCCACAGUCUGGUCCAGGGGCCCCGGGGCAGUUCCCUGGAAGCCAAGGACCGUUCUCCUCUGGUCCCGGAGCACCAGGGCAGUAUCCUGGAGCUCCCUCUGCCCCUGGUGGGUUCCCGCCCGGACCAGGGGUACCGGGACAAUACCCAGCCGGGCCCGGAGCACCUGGGCAGUACCCAGCAGGACCCGGAGCACCUGGACAAUACCCAGCAGGACCCGGAGCACCUGGACAGUUCCCUGGGCAGUUCCCCCCUGGUGGAGCCCCCGGUAAUUUCCCUGGAGGCCCCAUGCAGUACCCAUCUGAACCCUUCCAGACUAGCCCUGGAGCACCCCCAGGACCCUACCCCAACGUGGCUUACCCAGGAGCCCAGCCUGGUGGGGGGAUGUAUGGGCCUGGAGGUCCAGGAGCUGCCUUCCCCCCUGCAGGAGGCACAUUCCCUGGGUUCCCUGGCGGGGCCUUCCCCCCAAUCCCCCCUGGAUCAUGGAGUGCUGGGGGUGGUGGAGUUUUCCCUCCCCAGCCCGGCCACCCUGGAUCUUUUGGUCCUGGUCCCAUGGGACCAUACGGGGGACCAGCCGCUCCAGGAGUCAUGUUGGUGAGUAAAUGCAUGAUUUUAAAACACAACACGUUGCUGCUUGCUUGCUUCCUGGUGCACUUCUGUCCUAGUCUUCCCUGCAGCAUCUCUGUACACGUGGUGUGGCUCUUUGGGGGGGGGGGGGGGGGGGGGGUUUCUAGCCUCGUCUGACCAUCCUGAUCUCACGAGCUUACAUUGAAUGCAGUGAUCAAUAUGGUGGAUCAGGCUAGGGAGGUGCUGCAGGGCUGUAAAAAUGGUGCUGAUCUUCCAGAAACUGCAAUAGCAUUAUAUUGGCCUGAGGGGUACGUUUUAGUGUCGCUACUGACCACUCUGGACGUGGUAACUAAUAAUAAUAAUAAUUGAUUGGAUUUAUACGGUGCUUUUCCAGUGCAGUAAUUGGGGUGAAGUACUGUGGUAUCUCUAAAUGUGCACUUUUACAUUAGAGAUGUUGAUAAGACACAAGUUUAGACCUGUUAUUGUAUUAUUCCUGAUCUGAUGAUGAAAUGUAACGUCUGUUUCAGCCGGUGCCGUACGAACUGCCUCUCCAUGCUGGCAUCAUGCCCAGGCUGUUGAUCACCAUAGUAGGGGAACCCAUCGCUGGAGGAGACCGGUAGGUAGUCACACUUCUUCAUUCAUUUAUCCAUCCAUCCAUCCAUCCAUCCAUUCAUUCAUUCAUUCAUUUAUCCAUUCAUUCAUUUAUCCAUUCAUUCAUUCAUUUAUCCAUCCAUCCAUUCAUUUAUCCAUUAAUUCGCCCAUUCAUUCAUUUAUCCAUCCAUCCAUUCAUUUAUACAUCCAUCCAUUCAAAUCAAAUCAAAUCAAAUUUUAUUGGUCACAUGCGCCGAAUACAACAGGUGCAGACAUUACAGUGAAAUGCUUACUUACAGCCCUUAACCAACAGUGCAUUUAUUUUAAACAAAAAAAGUAAGAAUAAAACAACAACAAAAAAAGUGUUGAGAAAAAAAGAGCAGAAGUAAAAUAAAGUGACAGUAGGGAGGCUAUAUAUACAGUAAAAUAAAGUGACAGUAGGGAGGCUAUAUAUACAGGGGGGUACCGUUGCAGAGUCAAUGUGCGGGGGCACCGGCUAGUUGAGGUAGUUGAGGUAAUAUGUACAUGUGGGUAGAGUUAAAGUGACUAUGCAUAAAUACUUAACAGAGUAGCAGCAGCGUAAAAAGGAUGGGGUGGGGGGGCAGUGCAAAUAGUCCGGGUAGCCAUGAUUAGCUGUUCAGGAGUCUUAUGGCUUGGGGGUAGAAGCUGUUGAGAAGUCUUUUGGACCUAGACUUCGCACUCCGGUACCGCUUGCCGUGCGGUAGCAGAGAGAACAGUCUAUGACUAGGGUGGCUGGAGUCUUUGACAAUUUUGAGGGCCUUCCUCUGACACCGCCUGGUAUAGAGGUCCUGAAUGGCAGGGAGCUUUGCCCCAGUGAUGUACUGGGCCGUACGCACUACCCUCUGUAGUGCCUUGCGGUCAGAGGCCAAGCAGUUGCCAUACCAGGCGGUGAUGCAACCAGUCAGGAUGCUCUCGAUGGUGCAGCUGUAGAAUUUUUUGAAUUUUUUUCAUUUAUCCAUUCAUUCGCCCAUCCAUUCAUUCACCCAUUCAUUCAUAUCCCUUAUCUAUAGUCAAAAGCAUGGUCUUUAUGUACACUACCGGUCAAAAGUUUUAGAACACCUACUCAUUCAAGGGUUUUUCUUUAUUUUUACUAUUUUCUACAUUAUAGAAUAAUAGUGCAGACAUCAAAACUAUGAAAUAACACAUAUGGAAUCAUGUAGUAACCAAAAAAGUGUUAAACAAAUCAAAAUAUAUUUUAUAUUUAGAUUCUUCAAAUAGCCACCCUUUGCCUUGAUGACAGCUUUGCACACUCUUGGCAUUCUCUCAACCAGCUUCACCUGGAAUGCUUUUCCAACAGUCUUAAAGGAGUUACCACAUAUGCUGAGCACUUGUUGGCUGCUUUUCCUUCACUCUGCCGUCCGACUCAUCCCAAACCAUCUCAAUUGGGUUGAGGUCGGGGGAUUGUGGAGGCCAGGUCAUCUGAUGCAGCGCUCCAUCACUCUCCUCCUUGGUAAAAUAGCCCUUACACAGCCUGGAGGUGUAGUGGGUCAUUGUCCUGUUGAAAAACAAAUGAUAGUCUCACUAAGCCCAAACCAGAUGGGAUAGCUUAUCGCUGCAGAAUGCUGUGGUAGCCAUGCUGGUUAAGUGUGCCUUGAAUUCUAAGUAAAUCACAGACAGUGUCACCAGCAAAGCACCCCCACACCAUAACACCUCCUCCUCCAUGCUUUACGGUGGGAAAUACACAUGCGGAGAUCAUCCGUUCACCCACACCGCGUCUCACAAAGACACAGAGGUUGGAAUCAAAAAUCUUCAAUUUGGACUCCAGACCAAAGGACACAUUUCCACCAGUCUAAUGUCCAUUGCUCGUGUUUCUUGGACCAAGCAAGUCUCUUCUUCUUCUUAGUGUCCUUUAGUAGUGGUUUCUUUGCAGCAAUUCGACCAUGAAGGCCUGAUUCACACAGUCUCCUCUGAACAGUUGAUGUUGAGAUGUCUGUUACUUGAACUCUGUGAAGCAUUUAUUUGGGCUGCAAUUUCUCAGGCUGGUAAUUCUAAUGAACUGAUCCUCUGCAGCAGAGGUAACUCUGGGUCUUCCUUUCCUGUGGCAGUCCUCAUGAGAGCCAGUUUCAUCAUAGCGCUUGAUGGUUUUUGCGACUGCACUUGAAGAAACUUUCUACGUUCGUGAAAUUUUCCGUAUUGACUGACCUUCAUGUCUUAAAGUAAUGAUGGACUGUCGUUUCUCUUUGCUUAUUUGAGCUGUUCUUGCCAUAAUAUGGACUUGGUCUUUUACCAAAUCGGGCUAUCUUCUGUAUACCACCCCUACCUUGUCACAACACAACUGAUUGGCUCAAACGCAUUAAUAAGGAAAGAAAUUCCACAAAUUAACUUUUAAGAAGGCACACCUGUUAAUUGAAAUGCAUUCCAGGUGACUACCUCAUCAAGCUGGUUGAGAGAAUGCCAAGAGUGUGCAAAGCUGUCAUCAAGGCAAAGGGUGGCUAUUUGAAGAAUCUCAAAUAUAUAAAAUAUAUUUUAACACUUAUUUUGGUUACUACAUCAUUCCAUAGGUGUUAUUUCAUAGUUUUGAUGUCUUCACUAUUAUUCUACAAUGUAGAAAAUAGUAAAAAUAAAGAAAAACCCUUGAAUGAGUAGGUGUUCUAAAACCUUUGACCGGUAGUGUAUAUCCAUUCAUAACCCUUAUAUAUCCAUUCAUAACCCUUAUAUAUCCAUUCAUAACCCUUAUAUAUCCAUUCAUAACCCUUAUCUAAGGUCUUUAUGUAUAUUGGUGAUGAUAAAUGAAACAAAGUUUGUUUUUAUUUCAGGUUCCAUGUUGAUUUUCUAAAAGAGGAGGAUGAGGAGGAGGAUGAAGAGGUUGUGUUCCACCUCAACCCUCGUUUCUAUGAACACCAGGUUGUCCGUAACUCCCACCUGGAUGGUGGUUGGGGUCCAGAGGAGAGGGAUGGAGGCUUUCCAUUCGUUCAAGGACGACGUUUUGAGGUACAGUGUUGAGCAGGGUUGGGGUUCCCUGGUGUUUUGAGGUACAGUAUUGAGCAGGGUUGGGGUCCCCUGGUGUUUUGAGGUACAGUAUUGAGCAUGGUUGGGGUCCCCUGGUGUUUUGAGGUACAGUGUUGAGCAGGGUUGGGGUCCCCUGGUGUUUUUAGGUACAGUAUUGAGCAGGGUUGGGGUCCCCUGGUGUUUUGAGGUACAGUAUUGAGCAGGGUUGGGGUCCCCUGGUGUUUUUAGGUACAGUAUUGAGCAGGGUUGGGGUCCCCUGGUAUUGUGUAAUAUGUGGGUAGAGAAUAUCAGAACUAAUGAAAAGAAAUAGAGAUAUUACUUAUAAAAAUGAUGUACUGUGACCUCAACUAUAGAUAAUCAAUUACCGGUACUGUAAAUUAUAUUAAUGACAAUCUGUAUUACCUUUUUCAGACAAAGAUCAGUAACUAUUAAAGAUUGCACCUUUUUAAGCUCUUUAUUAUUAUUUUUUUUAACACUAUUUAGUUGCUGAGUUGUUGUUCUGACUGUCCCCCUGCAGCUGAAGAUCCUAGUGGAAGAGGACUCAUUUAAAGUAGCUGUGGAUGGGAACCAUUGUCUGGAGUAUGAGCACAGAGCCGGAGGGUUCGAGGACGUCACCCUGCUACGUGUGGUGGGGGAUGUCACUCUCUACAGCGUGGCCCCUAGCAUGAUCUAACACUCGAGAGAGAGAGAGAGAGAUACCACGGUUUGAGAGUCCCAAAUGGCACCCUAUUCCCUAUGUAGUGCACUACUUUUAGACCAGAGCCCAUAAAGCACCCUAUUCCCUAUGUGGGCCCUGGUCAAUAGUAGUGCACUACAUAGGGAAUAGGGUGCCAUGUAGGACGUGGUACAGUUCACUUCACCUGACUGACACUGGCUAAUGAUCUGGAUUGGGGGGGAGUGCAGCUCAUAUACCUCUUUCCACACUAUCGUGCUGACCCAAACCAAACUGUGCUAUCUCGGAUAGUUACUUUUCACAUUGUCCUUUUCAGCGUGGUUCCAGCAACUAUGGUGGAUGGGUAACCAGGCCAGCUCAGUACAGCUUGGUUUGGCUCGGUUUAGCUCAGUAGUAUGAAAAGCACUACACAGCAUGUCCUAUAGGCUAAUAGGUAAAUAGGUUGUCUUUUAUUUUUCAUAAACGGAUCUAAUUCUGGGCACAGUCAAAUGACUGUGUCACGUGUCGUGGUGAUAAUCUAUACAAAUGAGGGCAAGGAACUAGGCCACGUAACAGUAUCAGAGAUGGAAAUAUUUGCUUUUUAACUGCAGUUCUAGGGAAAGUAACCAUAUUUAUUCUGCACGAAAUGUCUAGGGCAAAGAGGGCGUGUCCUUAGCAUUUCACAAUGCUGUCAUGAUGGCAGCAAAGUAGGCUGCAUUUUGUUUGUAUGUCUGUUUACUGUCUAUAAUUACAGAUGAGCCUUUCAGCGUUACGAUGCAUGUUGUGUGUAACCAGUGGACUGAACAGCCGUGUGGCUUUUUGCUUUGAACCACUUUAUUUUAUUGCAAGGCUGAAUGGACUUAGACUAGAAUACAGAGGGAUUGAAGAGGGCCUCUGUGUACUGUAGGCUGGCCUAGUGUUCAUUUAGCUAGAUCUUGCUCAUAUGUCAUAACAAAUGUGUUUGACAUUUUUCAGUAUUAAUCCUCCAGGUCUCGCUGACUCCAAGGUUCAUAUGUUAUUAAGAAGUCAAAAUCUACAGCAAAAAAAUGAAAUGUAACUAGUAGCUAAAUCAAUGUAUAACUUUGUAGAUGUUACCAAAGACUUAAGGAUUAUUUUCAAAUGGAAAUUUUUUGUCAAUAAAGAAUAAAGAGAGCGGAUACAUUUUAUGACUGGUUAUCUGUAGCUCAGCUGGUAGAGCACGGCGCUUGUAACGCCAAGGUAGUGGGUUCGAUCCCCGGGACCACCCCAUACACAAAAAAAUAAAUAAAUGUAUGCACGCAUGACUGUAAGUCGCUUUGGAUAAAAGCGUCUGCUAAAUGGCAUAUUAUUAUUAAUUAUUAUUAUUAUCAAUGGUUUGUUCUACGGCAGUGGUUCUCAGCAGUCACACAUUGCUCUGCCCAAAGUACCUGCUCAUGUGCAACUGCCUGAUUGGCUGUAAGGUGAAGUUGCCCCUGCCUAGACGCUGAUCCUGGGUCCGUUUGCAUUUUGACCCACUGAUGGAUUAGGGGGGCGGGGAAGCUGAUCCUGGAUUAGGGGGGCGGGGAAGCUGAUCCUGGAUUAGGGGGGUGUGGAAGUCUGAUCCUGGAUUAGGGGGGCGGGGAAGCUGAUCCUGGAUUAGGGGGGCGGGGAAGCUGAUCCUGGAUUAGGGGGGCGGGGAAGCUGAUCCUGGAUUAGGGGGGCGGGGAAGCUGAUCCUGGAUUAGGGGGGCGGGGAAGCUGAUCCUGGAUUAGGGGGGCGGGGAAGCUGAUCCUGGAUUAGGGGGGGGCGGGGAAGCUGAUCCUGGAUUAGGGGGGAGGGGAGCUGAUCCUGGAUUAGGGGGGCGGGGAAGCUGAUUCCGGGAUUAGGGGGCGGGGAAGCUGAUCCUGGAUUAGGGGGGAGGGGAAGCUGAUCCUGGAUAGGGGGGCGGGGAAGCUGAUCCUGGAUUAGGGGGGCGGGGGAAGCUGAUCCUGGAUUGGAGGGGGGCUGGGGAGCUGAUCCUGGAUUAGGGGGGCGGGGAAGCUGAUCCUGGAUUAGGGGGGGAGGGGAAGCUGAUCCUGGAUUAGGGGGGGUGGGGAAGCUGAUCCUGGAUUAGGGGGGCGGGGAAGCGGAUUCUGGAUUAGGGGGGAGGGCUGAUCCUGAAUUAGGGGGGGUGGGGAAGCGGAUCCUGGAUUUAGGGGGGGCGGGAAGCUGAUCCUGGAGGUUAGGGGGGCGGGAGGAGGGGGGAAGAGCUGAUCCUGGAUUAGGGGUGGCGGGGAAGCUGAUCCUGGAUUAGGGGGGCGGGGAAGAUGAUCCUGGAUUAGGGGGGGUGUGGAAGCUGAUCCUGGAUUAGGGGGGCGGGGAAGCUGAUCCUGGAUUAGGGGGCGGGGAAAGCUGAUUCCUGGAUUAGGGGGGCGGGGAAGCUGAUCCUGGAUUAGGGGGGUGGGGAAGCUUGAUCCUGGAUUAGGGGGGUGGGGAAGGAAGCUGAUCCUGGAUUGGGGGGAAGGGGAAGCUGAUCCUGGAUUAGGGGGGCGGGGAAGCUGAUCCUGGAUUAGGGGGGCGGGGAAGCUGAUCCUGGAUUAGGGGGGCGGGGGAAGCUUAUCCUGAUAGGGGGGGCGGGAAGCUGAUCCUGGGAUUAGGGGGGCGGGGAAGCUGAUCCUGUUGAUCUGUACAGAGGGGAAACUUCACCCCCAGAGCGCUGAUCAUUAUGUCUGCCGAUUAUGUUCUUAUGAGCAUUUAUUAAUAAGCAAUACCCCCCUGUGGAUAGGCCAUGGGUGUAGUCAUUAGUCCAAGACGUUUUGCAAUGGAAAUCGUUAAACUCCAAAUGGAAAACGUUUUGCAAUGAAAACGAGAGUUUCUAUUGAACAAAUUCAGGUAGGUCCCUCCCCGUUUUGUCCAUUUUUGGUUCUGCUUGGUUCCUAGUGAAUACACCCGCGGGGGGGGGGGGUAGGGGGUACUAAGUACCCCAGGUUGAGAACCACUGGUUUGCAGAAGCUGUUUUUCAUUUUCUUAGGAGUGGUGGCUACAUAACUCACUUGUAAGCUUCACUCGCAUUGCACUUUUGGAAACCUCUUGUUGCUUAUUUGCAGUUGAACGAUAUAAACAUUUCUGGGUGGUUCAGUCGAAGGUCAUGAUGAGUAGAGCAGUAGAUUGAGGAACAUUCUGGGAAGUGGAGUUGUAGUCCAUCAGAGGGCAGCAAACGGCAGGAGGAGGCAGGCAGCAGAGACAGAACUCCUGCAUGAGUUCACCUUCACAUUUAUACACUACCCCCAAAAACAACUAUUUAGCUUGUCCUCCGGAUUACUUACACCAUGAACGGGUCAGCAAAGUAUACUGCGCCUACCGUGCUGGAUAUACAGUUGAAAAGAGGACCACAAGGUAAGAAAAUAGCUUUCAGUCCAACUCCCGAAAGCUAGCUAGCUUGCAAACUAAUGGCCUGGCUAGCAAGAUGGCUAGUUAGCUAACUGUUGCCGAUAAGCUGUUGCUAGCUAGCUCCGCUGGCUGUCUUUAUUCAACUAUUGCCAACUUGGUAGCUAAUCUGGUUAUUGCAAAUAGGCUCCAACUUGAACGCCACCGAUAUUGAAUUUUCCACCUCUAGUUACUGAGCCAAAUGAGAAUCGAGCUAGCAACUAGCUAGCUAACUGAUAGCCACUACUCAUUCAUUUUGUCGCAAUAGCAUUUCUCAGCUAAUCAGAAGUGACAAUCAAAUCAGAUCCCUGUAAAAUAGUGUUAGCUACUACUCCUACCAACAAUAUUUUAGUCAGAUUUUAGUUGUCAAAUCUGAAAUGUGUGUGCUUGAAACUGCAAGUCUUUGUCUCAGAACCAUUUGUUCUCUCAAGUUCUAGCUAGUCACUUCCAGUGAAUACCCUUAUGGUGAUGUUGCCUCCAUAUCUCCCAAGAGUUGAGUUAAAUUAGUUAUUAUGCAAUGUUAUUUUAUGACAUGACAAGAAGGCUGACUGCAUGGAAGGGCAUUAUAUUAUAUUAUUGUACCUUGUCCCACAUAGAUAACAACAUUUCUAAUCAGCAGACUUCUCCUUCAGUCCACCUGUCUCCAACAUAUAAUACUUGGCUGCACUACCAUAGUUACAUAGCCUUCCCCAUAGAAUUAGAACACUUUAUAUUUCUCUAUGGCCUUUCCCUCUUUGAGAAUCCAGACAGUAAAUCCGUAGGUUGUUUCACUUUCACUUGCUGUACCUUCUCUCUGCCUCUCUCUUUACUCUCUCUUUCUCCCCCUACCCUCUCUCGCUCACUGCCCCUCUCUCCCCCCCCUCCCCCUCCCCUCUCUCUCUAUCUCACACUGCCCCCCUCCCCCUCCGUACUACUAUGGCUGACCCUGUAAAACAACACAUUUCACUGCACCUAUCCGGUGUACGUGACAAUAAAACCUCUCUCCCCCUCCCUCCCUCCCUUCCAGGUCUGGGGUUUAACAUAGUAGGAGGUCUGGAUCAGCAGUAUGUGCUGAAUGACAGUGGGAUCUACGUGGCUAAAAUCAAAGAGAAUGGAGCGGCAGCGCUGGAUGGAAGAUUACAAGAGGGAGACAAGAUAUUGACGGUAAAGAUAAAGAUGGACUUUCCAAUUUUUUUGAGUUUGGGAAGCAGGUAACCUCGUCCCCACUAGCUCAAUUGCUAGAGAACCGACAGGUGGACUAGAUUGGGGAGCAGAGGGGUAAGAAGGGGGAAUGUGAUGUUUCAAUCGAUAAAUCAAUCAAUUAGUCUAUCUGGGAAAUGUGUGUUAUGCUUGAGGUUUUAGCCAUCAACUGCAGAAGACUCCAGCCUUCUCUCUGGAAGGGAGAUCCUAAAUUCACUUCUCAUGGUACUGUCCACUUUAGACCUAGUACUUGAUCAUACGACAUUGCUAUGUAUUAAGCUCUGUUUGUGUUAUGUAGAUAAAUGGCCAAAAGCUGGAGAACCUGUCACACAGUGCUGCAGUGGAGCUCUUCAGAUCAGCAGGAGAGGACGUGCAGCUUCGCGUGCAGCAGAGGGUGAGUGGGACGUCCACAGGCUCUUCUCAAUCAAACAACAUCUUAGGCAGGGUGGCGGUCCGUGUUCAUUAGGGAAAUUCUUUAAGCAAAGCGUUUUGCAACUGAAAACAAAAAAUUAGCAUUUUCAGAUAGUACCUACCUUCCCGUUUCACAUUUCAUGCCUAUUGUACACGCUCGGAUAUGUUGUAACAUGUUGUUUUGUUGCCACUGAUGAAGUGUCUCUCUGUCCCAACAGCCCACCAUAGCUAUGAAUGGUCCCACCAGCUCCGGGCCUGAUGGGGACUCUUCUGUCUCCUCCUUGGGAAUACUGGUGGCUGUCCUGGGAGCUGCUGCAGCCAUUACCUUCCUCUACAUGCGCUUCCAGCCACAACUGAGGAGGCACUUUUAAACCUAUGUAACUUUCUCCUCAAGGCAUUUUUAAGAGCAAAACCUGGGACUGAAAACUUUGCUGAAGGCCAACC
Molecule: messenger RNA, 10305 nt
Organism: Coregonus sp. 'balchen'
Lineage: Eukaryota; Metazoa; Chordata; Actinopteri; Salmoniformes; Salmonidae
Source: the annotation of a GenBank genome assembly